Molecule: messenger RNA, 3495 nt
Organism: Eurytemora carolleeae
Lineage: Eukaryota; Metazoa; Arthropoda; Copepoda; Calanoida; Temoridae
Gene: CalpC
Product: calpain-C
Exons: 22
Coding region: 695-2611 (638 amino acids)
Biological process (GO): proteolysis
Cellular component (GO): cytoplasm
Molecular function (GO): calcium-dependent cysteine-type endopeptidase activity
Source: RefSeq, a predicted model, not a curated record
GCAGAACAGUGCAUAUUACUUUAUCCUGAACCAACAAACUGGAAAUAAAAAAGAUGAUACUCGGUAGAUAUUUUCUGUCAAGAACAUUCUGCCCUGUUAUGGGUUGGAACACAGCACAGGCUUGGCAGUUGUAUAUCCCUGCUUGAGAAGUGAAGACGUUGAACGGGUUGCUCCAAGUUUACUCCAGACAGUGUUUAUACCUCGGGGCGAGGAAAUCUAAAGGAAACGAGGGAAAUUAGAGUGAAACUGUGUGACCAAACAUUACAAGUUACAUCAUAACCUUGUCUUUAAAUCUAUCCUGAUUAGUUCUAUUAGAAGUUAAAACAAACUUAGAACCGGGUAGUUUCAUUCCUAGACUAUACGCUGAACCAGGAAGACUGGACUCGGAGAGCGGAGAAGAUUAAUCCGGAAAGUUCAACCAUCCGAUAAACUCAUCGGAGAGCAGUUCAUUCGUCCUGGUACGUCCAGGUCUAAUGAGCACCUAGAGUUGAACUAAACCAUGAUGUGAAAGUGAUCAAUAAUCCCCUUAAAGUGAGUCCGGGAAUAUUAAGUGACAAAAUCUAAAUAAUUAGAUUAGGUUGAGCUUCGAACAAGAAUGUGAGAGUUGGAAGCAGGAGUGAGAUAUCACAGGGAUCUUUAUAUCUGGAUAAAUUACUGACAUGAGCUGACAGCUCCUUGACAUCAGUACUGAAGGAUGAGUACAGAGUAUGAGAAUGUACGGAGUACAUGUUUGGAGACUGGAGAACUCUGGACUGAUCCAGAUUUUCCCGCCAAUAAUUCAAGUCUUUUCAGACAUGGUAAAAAUCAGCUAAAUAUUGUCUGGAAGAGACCAAAGGAAUUAGUGAUAAAUCCUGAGUUUAUCGUGGAUACUCAGGCGUUUGAUAUUCUACCAGGAAAAUUAGGAGAUAACUGGUUUGUACAGUGUUUACGUUGUCUGUACAGCAGUAAAGGAUUGUUGUACCGUGCUGUACCAGCAGAUCAGGGAUUUCUAGAUCAAGAUGAAUAUUGCGGAGUUUUCAGGUUCCGAGUGUGGUGGUGUGGAGUGUGGAAGGAGGUUCUAGUUGACGAUCGUCUUCCAACAGUUGGAAAUCGUCUUGUCUUUCUUUCAUCACAUCGUCUCUCGUCCUUCUGGGCUGCAUUGCUAGAAAAAGCUUAUGCAAAGUUACACGGAAGCUAUGACUCGUUGAAAUAUGGAUCAGUACUUGAAGGUUUAGCAGAUCUAACUGGGGGUGUCGUGGAAACCCUUCCUCUCAGGGAUGAUCCAACUUUGACUGGACGAUUACUACUCAGUCUUCUAGAUAUGAGCUCUCUGGUGACCUGUACUGUCCAGGUAGAAAACAAUAACAAGAUGGCCGGCCACAAUGACCGGCUGGCUAACGGGAUCAAUGUUGGAACUAAUUACAGGCUCCUUAGUAUAGAUAAGGUGAGUACAAUUAUUGGUGAGAUGGUACAACUAGUACACCUCGACUCCGGAGAUUCCAACGCUUACCUGGGAACCUGGGGACCUACUAGUCCUACCUGGGAAGAGGUUGGGAUAGAGGAGAGAGGUCGUCUGGGGGUCAACCAGGCAGACCAGGGAGAGUUCUGGAUGUCAUAUACAGACUUUAUGAGAACAUUUACACAUUUAGAGAUGGUUCACCUUGACAGCGAAACAGCAAGAGAUGAGCCAACUAUGGCGGGAAGGAACUAUGUGGAUACGUUUCACCUAAACCCCCAGCUCCAAGUUGUAAUGAAUCAAUCAGAACCGGUUAUUCUUUCACUUUCACAACACUCAGUCACUCAUCCACAGGUGAUUGGAUUUACAGGAUACCCUCAACCACCGAACUCUGAUUCUCUCGGGAGAUCAUUCUUCAAAUCCGCGAGAUCACUUCUCAACUCACAGUACACUAAUUCCAGACAUGUAUCUUUACGAACCACGUUAUCAUCAUGCUCAUACCUAGUCCUACCAACUACAUUCGAACCUAGCCAGGAGUCAUCCUUCACAUUCAGGGUAUUAUCACGAAGCCAGACUAAACUGCGCGCAGUGGACUGUACUCCUGCGCUUCUGCGUAGUCCUGUCCUAAAAGCGCCGGCGCACCUUAAAGAAUCCAAGGGGUACGAGCAGUACGAGAGCUUAUUCAUGCAACUGUGCGAUGAGCGCAGAACGGUCAGCGCGUUCGAGCUUCAAGAACUUUUAGAGACCUGCCUUCCUAAUGAUUAUAUAAAGAGUAUGGCUAGUAUAGACGUCUGUCGACAAAUUGUUUCAACUCUGGAGAAAGAUAAAAAUUCUCUUGGGCGUCUUAGUCAUUCAAACUUUAAGGAUUUGAUUGUUAGUUUAAAAAUGUGGCAAGGGGUGUUUAGAGCACAUACAAAGGAGAAAACUGGUGUUCUAAGAGCGGAAAGACUGCGCGAUGCUUUACUGGAAGUUGGGUUUAGAACAUCGAAUGAAAUUUUAGGACAAAUCCUUCUCAGAUAUUUGAGAAAGGAUGGAACUCUGAGAUUUGGAGAUUUUGUUUCAAUAAUUCUCAUUCUCAAUACUGCAUUCGGGUAUGCAGAGAGAAAAGAUCCUUCAAAAAAUGGUUUUACUAAACUCUCAACCGCGGAGUUGGUUCGAGCAAUGAUCAGCUGCUAAACUUCAAUAUCUUAAACUUCAAGUGAUGAACUGAAGAGGGAAAUAUUGUUUCAAAGAUUAAAACUAUCAGAACUAAAUUACACUGCCUAACUGCCUAAAUGCAGUAUCUAUAAAAGUGUCUUUAUGAAAAAAUUUUCACUUACUUUCCUUACAUAUGUCAUGUUUUUAAGCUUAAAAUUUGAGCGUUUUUAAAUGUUUUAGAGACGCGCUAAAUUUGAUAUCAUAUAAAAAUAAGUUCUUUGAGUUUACAAUGUGCAUUUUACAACUUAUGUAUAAUUGUAUAUACAGUGAUAACCAGACAACUACUUUUAUAAGAAAAUAAGAAGACUACUUUUAGAACUAAGCUAAAGUUAUAUAUAUAUUCUAUAUAUAAGCUAUAUAUAUAGUUCUAACUUGAAAAAGGUCAAUUAAGCAUGUGACAGAGCAAUUGUGUAAAGCGAAGAAAAAAACAUUUCACUAAACAAGUGGUUUAGAAAGUGCCUUUUAUAGCUAGCAAACAUCAAAUACACUUAAAGAUUGCUAUAAUGUUGUCUUCCUUUUCUAUUGUUUUUGGUUAUCACUGUAAGAUGAGAUUUAAAUAUGCUUUCUUGGAGCUUUAUAUUCAAAAUAUCAAGUUUUAUAUGUUUAUUAUGAAAGAUGAUCUUAACUCUGAUUGAUAAUGAUAUAACCCAGAGAAAGACAAAUUUCACGCCUUGAUUAACAAUGAUUUAAAAAACUAAAAGUAUGAAAUUUUUUUCUUCUGAAAAAUUGCUCAAAUUCCCGGCCCGGUUAAUUAAUUAUUAAAAAGGGAACGUUUUAAGCAUUAUUUGAAUUUAUUAGUAUGGUUUAUGAACAAAUGUGAAUUAUAAUCAAACAAAUAUAUUAUAUAUAUUAAAUAUAUACAC